UCACGAAGGUGUUGAAGCCAAUCAGGAAAGAGAAAGUUUUGACUUUAUAGCGCAAAAAGCGUGAUUCUGCAACUUAAAUACCUUUGGGAGUUCACAGAUAUUAAUAUAAUGCAUGUACGUACAGCCAGUAUCGCAAAAUACAGAUAAGGAACCGCUUGAAGAUAGCCAGUGUUAAUGGUGUUGAAAAUCAGCCAAGCAUGCAGGGAGUAAGUACAUGCCUUGUGCUUAUUAUUGGCCUUAUUUUGGUCAUUUCUGUUAACGGAAAAGGCAAAAUAAUCCCAGAAUCUAAUUGCAAAACGUAUCCGUGCCUGAUAUUUCAAGAUAACUUCGAUGAUUUGGACUUACGCACGUGGAAGCAUGAUGUCUCUACCGUACCAGGGGGAAAUGAGGAGUUUCAGGUUUAUGUGAACAAUAGAUCGAAUAGCUUUGUACGCGAUGGGUCUCUGUAUUUGAAACCAACACUUACCCAGGAUACAUACGGAGAAGGAUUUUUGAAAGCGGGAACACUUGACUUGUGGGGUGAGCGCUGCACAUCAAAUCGAGAUAAUACUGGCUGCUAUAAAAAGGGCUCUGAAGAAGAUAUAAUCAACCCAGUGACAUCCGCAAGGAUAAGCACAUCGAAAAGUUUCAGCUUCAAAUACGGACGAGUGAGUGUGCGGGCAAAGUUGCCAAAGGGUGACUGGCUAUGGCCAGCUAUUUGGUUACUUCCUAAGGACGAAGCAUACGGUGACUGGCCAUCCUCUGGGGAGAUCGACCUUCUUGAGGCCCGUGGCAACGAGAAUCUGUUUGACCGAUCUGGAAGGCAUGUUGGCAACAGGCAUGUGUCCUCUACAGUUCACUGGGGCCCAUAUUAUAAAGCAAACAGCUUUCUACGCACAAUGGGGACAGUUGAUAUGAAAAAGCAUUCGUUUUCUGAUGAUUACAAUGUGUUCUCUUUCGACUGGACAGCGGAUACCAUGCACUUCUAUGUUGACAACACAACUAUACUCAAAUUUACAGUUCCAGAAGGAGGGUUUUGGAAACUAGGGGAGUUUGAGAAGUAUCAGCCUGGGAUAGCAAAUCCUUGGAAAAGCGGGGGAAAGAUGGCGCCUUUUGAUGAAGAAUUCUUUAUCAUAAUGAACGUUGCUGUUGGGGGAACAAAAUUCUUUUUGGACGGUUUUACGCCGCAGAAACCGUGGAAUAACAACUCCCCCAAAGCUAAGGAAGAGUUCUGGGCUGCAAAGGAUAAGUGGUUGAAAACAUGGAAAGGGGAUGAUGUCGCGAUGAAAAUCGACUAUGUCAGGGUUUGGAAACUGAGGUCGGAUGAAAGCGAGGUUGAAAAGAAAUUUGAUGAAGAUAUUGUGAAGCAGAAACAUGAGGGAAAUACAGAAUUUAAUUUGGUUUAAAAACAGGGAAAAGUUGGAAUGUAAGAUGGGUAGAGAGAGGUCUAACAUUGUUAACAUUGUUUUUGAAAUAAUUUUCUUGAAGAUGGUGACAUCCUUGGCGUCAAUUGCCAUGGACAGAAGCGCAGUCAGGGACAGGAGUAAAUUAUGGCACACAAGAGUAGUGCCAUAUGUUCUAGAACCUUAACAGUUAUGAAACUUUCUUACAGCAUUGUUAGAACAUUGCUUUUGUGUUAAUAUUACGUUGUUACUUUCUUACGGGGUUGUUAGAACAUUGUUCUUGCGUUCACAUUGAGUUGCCUUUUUCUUACAGCGUUCUUAGCACAUUGUUUUUGUAAUAAUAUUGCGUUCUUCGAAUAUUUUUCUUGUGUUAAUAUUGCGUUGUCUUUUUCUUACAGCGUUGUUAGAAUAUUUUUCUUGUGUUAAUAUUGCGUUGCCUUUUUCUUAAAGCGUUCUUAGCACAUUGUUUUUGUAAUAAUAUUGCGUCGUUAGAUUAUUAUUCUCGUGUUAAUAUUGCGUAGUCUCUUUUUUAAAGUUUUGUUAGAACAUUGUUUUUGUAUUAAUUUUGCGUGGUUAGAAAACUGCUGUUGUGUUCUUAUGGCGUUGUUACCACAUUGUUACAUGGUGUAUUCCGUUACAUGCUGGAUUACAUGGAGUGUUACAUGAUGUUUGCAUGAAAGGAUAAAAUCAAAUAUGUUUUGGGUUCUGCUUAACAAAUAUUCAUCAG
Molecule: messenger RNA, 2109 nt
Organism: Rhopilema esculentum
Lineage: Eukaryota; Metazoa; Cnidaria; Scyphozoa; Rhizostomeae; Rhizostomatidae
Product: beta-1,3-glucan-binding protein
Biological process (GO): carbohydrate metabolic process
Molecular function (GO): hydrolase activity, hydrolyzing O-glycosyl compounds
Source: RefSeq, a predicted model, not a curated record